Messenger RNA from Drosophila busckii, 1931 nucleotides. Its product is annotated as nose resistant to fluoxetine protein 6. Gene Ontology annotation, molecular function: acyltransferase activity, transferring groups other than amino-acyl groups. The transcript is spliced from 8 exons. Lineage: Eukaryota; Metazoa; Arthropoda; Insecta; Diptera; Drosophilidae. The coding region runs from base 37 to 1893 and encodes 618 amino acids. The record is from RefSeq and is a predicted model, not a curated record.
GCCGGGCUGAGCAAUGCUAGUCUCUGGUCGCUUAGAAUGAUCGAUGCCUGGGGCAAUAUACCAUCGGGCAUACUCUAUCUGAAUCGCAUGGAUAUUGGCAACUAUCGUGAGUGCAUAAAGAUUGAUCACGCCAUCAAUCCAGGCAGUUCAGUAGGUUCUCGUUCUGUGAAGGGCAAGCAUUGCUUUGCCGAGUUUCCAGUUGGCAAGCUUUUGGGCAUUCCAUUGGGUGCAGCCAACAUACGUAUUGGCAUUUGCGUGCCCUCCUCAUGCAAAGCAACGCACAUGGACCAAUUGCUCAAGCAGCUACUGCAGCAACUACUAAAUGAAACUUAUACCGAACAGAUAAUUCUGCCCAGCAGCUGCCGUGUCGCCGAGCGAGAGCCGUACGAUAGUCUCACUAUAUUUACAAUUGUGCUGUUGUCGGUUCUGGGCGCGUUGGUACUUCUAGCCACAUUGUACGAUUACUUGUUGCAACCAGCUGCAGCUGAAAACAAUUUACCAGCAUUGGUGCAUAUCUGGUCCAUGCGCGGCACCUCGCGCAGACUCUUCCACAUAAGCCAGUGCACGUCCAAUCCUAAUGUCAUUCACUGUCUCAAUGGCAUGCGCUGCAUGUCGCUCAUCUGGGUGGUGUUUGGCCAUGAGUAUAUGGUAGCGGUGCUGUUGCCCAAUGUGAAUCAAAUAACCAUUGCUAAUUGGAUGCAGUCGCCUUUUGCAAACUUUGCGCUGCAUGGUCCUUUCUCAGUGGACACCUUUUUCUUUCUGAGCGGACUGCUAGUGGUAAUGCUCGGAUUACGUGCCAUGCUGAAAGCCAAGGGAAAGCUGAAUAUACCUCUGAUGUAUUUGCAUCGAUAUCUGCGUCUUACUCCAGCUCUGGGCAUGGCCAUACUUGUUUACUGGAAGAUAUUGCCGUUGCUACUCGAUGGUCCUUUGGCUGAUGACGGCUUCGAAGACCACAAUCAUUGCAAGCGCACCUGGUUCUGGACACUGCUCUUUAUGCAGAAUUAUGCCACCAUGGACAUUUGUCUGGCUCAUAGCUGGUAUCUGGGCGUGGAUAUGCAGAUGUAUAUACUCUCACCGCUGCUCCUCUUGGCGCUCUACAAAUGGGGCAAACGUGCAUUCUAUGGCGCGACAGUGGUGUUGCUUCUACUAACGACUUGGCUGUUUGCAGCCAUGAUGGUCUUUAAAUAUUCCACGUUUUAUAAAAACUUUGAAGUCAUGGAAAUCUCCCAGCGCAGACUCUACUUCAACACUCACUUCCACUGCAUGCCUUGGAUUAUUGGCGCUCUCUUUGGCUACGUGUUGCAUGUGAAUCGUGGUAAAACCUUCAAGCUGCAACGUCUGGUCGUCUGGGCUGGGUGGCUGCUAGCACUUGCUAUAAUCUUCACCUGCAUCUUUGCCAUGCAGCCGUAUAACAAAUGGAGUGGCCCGGAGCUAACACAGCUGGAGGAUACGCUUUACUACACACUAACCCGCAUUGCUUGGCCCUUGGCGCUCUGCUGGAUUGUCUUUGCCUGCAUGCAGGGCUAUGGCGGCAUGGCCAACAGCUUUCUCUCCUCAGCGCUGUGGCAGCCACUGUCUCGACUCUCCUAUUCCGCCUACGUGUGGCAUUUGUUCAUACAGGAAUUAAAUAUUCGACGUACUCAGACCAAUACCUACUUCUCGGAUUAUGAAAUGAUGCUUAAGUUUUGGUCGGACUUUGGUUUCACCUUGCUCUUGGCCUAUGUCAUGUUUCUGCUUGUUGAGGCGCCUUUUGGAGCGUUGGAAGCUCUGAUCCUUGGAAGCCGCUCCAGUCAAACAAACAGUGCGACGAAGGCUGCAACUGUUCCGGAGACCUAUAAAAAAACUCAACUGGAGUGCACUGAACAUAAAGAAAGUGUAGAAAAAUCCACGUAAAGCCAAUUAUUUAUAUCUUAAAGCUUAUUUAUUAAUAC